GGCACGGGGCGGUUGGUGUUUGUAAUGACACAUUUUGAAAGCACAUUAACAUAGUAACCAAGUUCGAGCUGGAGCUGAAGUGAAACUGGAUACUUUUUUUUGCCUUUCUUCCUUCCUGCUCCAUAGGAAAGUAGCUGAGAUAAUGAGAUACAAGUUUUGUGCUUAAGACUGGUACACAGUUAUGUAAUAACAAGAAUAAUUUAAGAGUGGUUGAAAGAGAAACGGCGGUGGAAUGCGAAGUUAUCGACGGUGACGGUGGAAUGUCGCAGAGCGCCGGAGCUCCGCAGCCUCCCCCGGGUCCGCCCUCCUCCUUCUCCUCCUCCAACUACUCCUACUCCUGCGCCUCUCUGCCCGGCCUGGAGGCCUCCGCGGCGGGAUGCAGCACCGUCUUGAUGGCGGUCAGAGUGACGGCGAGUCACUCCGGGAUCCGGCCGCUGUGUCUGCCCGGCUGUGGGGAUGAAGCUCUGCGGCUUCAGCUCAGCAUGGACCCGGGGAAGGCGGGGGAAUUCCGGCUGGCCCUGAGACCCAGCAGCGGAACUAACGCGUCCAUCGCAGAGUUCGAUCUCAGGACGGUGCGCUACGAAGUCAAGACACCACGGAGUCACGAGCUGAUCCUGGCCACGCCCCCUCAUGACCGCAUCACCUUCAACUUCCGCAGAGAACAGGAAGCGCAGGCCUGGGCCACCGUGGUGAUGUCAUCACUCCGCGAGGCCCAUCGAGUGGCCACUGGUUGUCCUGCAGAUGAUGGACAGCUGCUGCCCCAGCCCCUGGUUGUACAAAUGCCCGCCUCACUGUCCAGCACGGAGGAGUUGUGUACGGAGCUGGUUCGGGCUGUAGAGGCCGGGGAUGUUCAGGCUGCGUCUGUGUGUGCGGAGUCUCUGGCUCUUCAACACACACCGCUGUGCAUUCAGCCAAAUCACAAACACUACACCAACAAGGAGAUCAGUUUGUCAGUGGUGCUGGAGGACGCGUCCUCUUCCUGUUGUGUCACGGUUAAAGUUUUCCCCCACGCCACGGUGGCUACUCUGAAACAGCAGGUGUUUGUGCAGUAUGGUUUCCAUCCACACGUCCAGCGCUGGGUCAUCGGGAAGUGCCUGUGUGCCGACUCUCGCUCUCUGGCGUCCUACGGCGUGCAGCAGGACGGAGACACGGCAUUCCUGUACCUGGUGUCCCGACAGAGGCGACAGGUUCAGGAGAACCUCCCACUCACUCCCACUUCCUUCUCUGGGGACGCACAGUAUAUUGGCAAUGGGCCGGAGGGAACGCUGAGAGCCUACAGUACGCUGCCCACCAGACUGCACCCGCACCACAACGGCGCCGGCAGUCGUAGUUUGGCCGGGACAGAGAAGUUGGGUUUGUGUGAAAUCCGUGACCUGAUUAACCUGGAAAUGCCGCAACUGAAUGAAGCCCUCUUACCCGGCAGAUCUAACGCACAGCUGGGUUGGACGUGUCCGUCCUGUACGUACAUUAACAAGCCGACGCGUCCCGGCUGUGAGAUGUGCAGUGCGGACAGACCCGAGAGUUACACUGUGCCUGGAAGCUACAGACCCGAUACACUGGAACUGCGACGCAUCCAACAGGAGAAAGAAGCCAUCAGACAGUACCAACAGGCACAGGAAGCAGAGCGCAGGAUGAACUAUGCUCGGCUGGUGGAGGUGGACGGUCAGGAGCUGGUGCCUAACGCAGAGAGCAUUGAAUGCAGGAUUUGUUUCUUGCAGCUUCAGUCAGGAGAGGGAGUCCUAUUGCGUGAAUGUCUACACUGCUUCUGCAGAGAAUGUUUGCGUUCGGUAAUCCUGCUUUCAGAGGAUCCUCAGGUGGCGUGUCCCUACAGAGACGAGGUGUAUGCAUGUGACUGCACACUGCAGGAGAGAGAGAUCCGUGCUCUGGUUUCAGGUGAGGAGUAUGAACGCUGGCUGCAGCGUGGGCUCUCAGUGGCCGAGUCGCGCUGUGAGGGCAGUUAUCACUGCGCCACCACUGACUGUCCAGGUUGGUGCGUGUAUGAGGACACGGUCAACACGUUCCACUGCCCUGUCUGCAACAAGCAGAACUGCCUGCUCUGCAAGGCAAUUCAUGAAGGGAUGAAUUGUAAACAGUACCAGGACGAUCUUGCUGCUCGUGCCAUUAAUGACACCGCAGCCCGGAGAACGAGGGACCUCCUGAAGACUCUGGUGAGGUCCGGCGAGGCGAUGCACUGUCCUCAGUGUGGAAUCAUCGUGCAGAAGAAGGAAGGCUGUGAUUGGCUGCGCUGCACUGUGUGUCACACAGAGAUCUGCUGGGUCACCAGAGGGCCGCGCUGGGGCCCCAGGGGUCCUGGAGACACGAGUGGAGGCUGCCGCUGUAAUGUGAAUAAACAAAGAUGCCACCCAAAAUGUCAGAACUGCCACUGAGAGAGAGAGAGCAAGAGCAAGAGCACCCUGGAUGAAAACCAAUAACAAAGAAAAAACAACAAAAAAAAAAAGACUGAAAACAAAAACCAAAGCAGAAUAUCUUUAACUUUCAUGAAUCAUGAUUAAGUUAAACAUACUGGAUAAAAUGCACUUUUUUAUGUCUUACUCCCAGCAAUAUUCAAAAGUAUUAAAAAUAUUAAUAUACACAAGUGCCUUAUUUUAUAAACCCAGCUGUUUUUCAGGGUGCUACAUUUUCACAUGGAUUUAUUUAUAGAUCCAGAGUAACUCUUGUGCGUUGAACUGUUUUUCUUAACAAACAGAACCUUACCAUAUUAUUUAAUAUGGAAAUAAAGCAUCAUGAUCUAUUAUUCUUAUAGAGUUUUAACUGUAAAGACAAAGCAUGGAGGUUUGGCAACAUGGCCGCAGCUACGGUGACAGUUAUGUUCUACUGAGAAUAUCUGUUCAGUGCCUUAUGUUGGAGGUUUUGUCUAGAAUGUAAACAUUCUUGUAUGACCUUUAUAUAAUUUAUUCUACAUUUAAAGCUAUCACUGAUCUGAAAAAAACAAUAAACAUUUCCACAUGAUGAAACUGA
Molecule: messenger RNA, 2979 nt
Organism: Ictalurus punctatus (channel catfish)
Lineage: Eukaryota; Metazoa; Chordata; Actinopteri; Siluriformes; Ictaluridae
Gene: shrprbck1r
Product: sharpin and rbck1 related
Exons: 14
Coding region: 261-2387 (708 amino acids)
Biological process (GO): positive regulation of canonical NF-kappaB signal transduction; protein linear polyubiquitination; proteasome-mediated ubiquitin-dependent protein catabolic process
Cellular component (GO): LUBAC complex
Molecular function (GO): ubiquitin-protein transferase activity; ubiquitin binding
Source: RefSeq, a predicted model, not a curated record